AUGGGCAAGUCGUCAAAGGACAAGCGUGACGCUUACUACCGUCUCGCAAAAGAGGAGGGAUGGCGUGCGCGGUCGGCAUACAAGCUGCUACAAAUCGACGAGGAGUUCAACCUGUUCGAGGGGGUUACAAGAGUCGUUGAUCUCUGUGCUGCACCAGGGAGUUGGAGUCAGGUACUCUCUCGUGUCCUCAUCAAGGGCGAGACAUUCGGCAGAGCAGGGUGGGAGCAGAAGCAAACAGCAACACGGCGACACGUUCUUGGCUUGGAUCAAAAAGAGGAAGAAGGCACCGCGCCAGCUGUUCAGCAACCAAAGCCCAGAGAAAACGUUCGGAUCGUCGCAAUCGACCUACAACCCAUGAGCCCACUGGAGGGUGUCACCACAAUGCGCGCUGAUAUCACGCAUCCUUCCACCAUCCCGCUCAUGCUCAAGGCACUGGACCCUGAUACAUACGACCCAACCUCAACGUCCUCGUCCUCGCCCGUCGAUCUCGUCAUCUCGGAUGGUGCGCCAGACGUCACAGGUCUGCACGACCUCGAUAUCUACGUGCAGAGCCAGCUUCUUUGGGCAGCGCUGAAUCUGGCUCUGUGCGUCCUCAAACCCGGCGGCAAGUUUGUGGCCAAGAUCUUCCGCGGAAAGGAUGUCGACCUGCUUUUUGCGCAACUCAAGAUCGUGUUCGAGAGGGUGCGAGUUGCAAAACCAAGGAGCAGUCGUGCGAGCAGCAUCGAGGCCUUUGUGGUGUGUGAGGGUUUCUGUCCGCCAGAGGGGUUCAAAGCGAGUCUCGACAAGCCACUGGGCGCCGGGACACAGAUACCGACCGACACGAACGCACCAAAAGAGGAGAAGAAGGAAUCGCGAACAGUCAGGGCAGACGGUGCGAUCGAGCUUGACUUUGGCACCGAGGGUGAGGAUGGGAAUGGUGAUGAAGAGGGUGGCCAGCGAUGGAUAGCGCCGUUCCUGGCGUGCGGCGACUUGUCAGCAUACGACUCCGAUGCGACAUACAAGCUACCGAAAGACAGAGUCAGUCUGGAUCCCGUUCAGCCGCCUACAGCACCACCGUACAAGCGUGCAUUGGAGAUGCGCAAGAUGGCUGGCGGUGCCUACGGGAAGACCAAAGGGAGGGCAAGCAAAGAGAAAGUCUGA
This is a messenger RNA of Ascochyta rabiei, 1140 nucleotides long. RefSeq names its product tRNA (cytidine(32)/guanosine(34)-2'-O)-methyltransferase. Gene Ontology annotation, biological process: cytoplasmic translation; tRNA methylation. The transcript has a single exon. The coding region runs from base 1 to 1140 and encodes 379 amino acids. Gene Ontology annotation, molecular function: tRNA methyltransferase activity. The record is from RefSeq and is a predicted model, not a curated record. Gene Ontology annotation, cellular component: cytoplasm. Lineage: Eukaryota; Fungi; Ascomycota; Dothideomycetes; Pleosporales; Didymellaceae.